Messenger RNA from Ostreococcus tauri, 645 nucleotides. Its product is annotated as unnamed product. The transcript has a single exon. The record is from RefSeq and is a predicted model, not a curated record. The coding region runs from base 1 to 645 and encodes 214 amino acids. Lineage: Eukaryota; Viridiplantae; Chlorophyta; Mamiellophyceae; Mamiellales; Bathycoccaceae.
AUGGCGCGCGCGUCGUCCGUCUUCGCCGCCGCCGCGCCCGCGCGCGCGCGACGCCCCGCGCGCGAGGCGGCGAAGGAUGCCCUGCGCGCGGCGUGCCUCGGUGGCGACGCGCGAGGGGUGGAGCGACGCGCGCGAGCGCUCGAGACGUUCAUGCUCGCGAGCGAGUGGGCGACCGUCGAGCGAACGAGCGAGGGGGUGUGGCGCGUCGCGUACACCAACGCCCCGGCGCCGUCGAACGGACGCCUCGGUGUGUUCUCGGGUGCGUCGUUUCAGGUCGUCGACGCGACGAGGCGACGGUACUCGAACGUCCUGAGCGUGCCGCCGGAGAAUUGGUUGCGAUGCGAGUUGCGGGCGCGAUGGGACGUUUUAGAGGAUGAUGCGCUGUGGUUGGCGACGUUUGAGAGCGUGGAGAUUAAAGUGUUUGAUCGGUUUGUGUUGGGGAAGAAGGUGUGGGGAGAGGGAGAGGUGACGAGGGUGUGGCGGACGACGUACGUGGACGACGACGUGCGCGUGGUGCGAGCGGCUCGGACGCGAGAGGCGGAGGCGGCGGGCGCGGCGCGCGGACGGCGGGCGAGAGAGGGUGAGGAUUGUUUAUUCGUCAUGACGAAGGAGACGCCGUGGUGGGAGAUCCCCACGGGCGUGUAG